AUGAUGACAACAGACGAGCUCAUAGUAUAUUUGAACAGUCGCAAUGGACUUGGCAUCCGAAUUUUAGGCACUAAGCGUGCUACGAAUCAAUCGGGUAUUUAUAUAAGACAACUACUUGAUGGUGGUCUAGCACAAAGAGAUGGACGAUUAAAAGUGGGCGACCAAAUUUUAUCGGUCAACGAUGAAACAAUUAUAGGUAUCAAUUGGAGACACGCUGUUAAUAUUCUUCGUUCAGCAGCGAUAACAAAUCACGUUCGUCUUCAUGUGCAGCAUUUUCUUCCGCCUUUAUCAUCACAAGAGUAUCAACAAUUAUUGAAUGAAGAAAGAUCGAUUGACGAUGAUGAAGACAUUUAUCAAAGUCUUAAUUUUAGUUCGAGUAAAAAUAGAAAAAAUUCUCACAACCGAAGUUUAACAACAGAAAAUGACGUGCAAAUGCGACGAUCAUCUCAUAGACGUAAUCAUGAACAUGAAAAACAUCGGCAUAUUGCAUCUAAUUUAUCGUUUCGAGAAAAAAAUCAUCAAGAAGAACAAUAUAAAAGUGAUCAAAUUUUAAGAGGACUUGAUAUAUCACAUGAAGCACUUCAAUCAUUACUGAAUUCAAGGUUUAAAUUAAUUGAUCUUGUUGCGUUACUUAAGAAAAUCUAUCCGACACUAUUAUUGAAAGAUCAUACACGAGAAUUACAAUUUAUUCAACAAUUAUCACAAACAAAUGCAGAUGGUCGAAUAACAUUAAAAGAUUUUGAACGACAGUCAAGUGUUCUUCUUGGUGAACGUAUAAAUCUUUUAUUACCAUUUUAUUCUUCAGCUAAACAAAUUUCAAUGGAAAAUGAUAAUCAACUUGUUGAUAAACUUCAUCGUGAAGUAGCUUUAUUUCGUUCGAGGAUCGAUGAACUUCACAAUAAAAUUAUAAUCUGCGAAAAAUCACAACGUUUAUCAGAACAAGUUGGAAUUGAAUAUGAAGAUUUAAUUAAAUUUCUUGAUGAACAAUUAAAUCAAUAUAAAUCAAAUGAAAUAAAUCAAUUGCAACAAAUACAAGCGAAUCAUCAAUUAAUCGAAAAACUAUUCUACUUUUUAUCUAUUUAUCUAAAACAGCCAAAAGACGAACAGAUUUCAUUACAACUUAAGCAUGAAUAUGAACACCAGAGGAUAUUUUUAUCAUGA
Rotaria socialis is the source of this 1161-nucleotide messenger RNA. The record is from the annotation of a GenBank genome assembly. Lineage: Eukaryota; Metazoa; Rotifera; Eurotatoria; Philodinida; Philodinidae.